GGCAUCUGCACGGCUGCAGCCGUUGUACCGGUGACCGGAGCUGCGGAGGAGAGCUCAGUAUAGGGAGUGCGCGGUGUUGAUCGAUCGAUCUCCAUGGCGACGCUUCACCAGCACCACAUCAAGGCCCUGACGCCUACGUGGCUUCUCGUCAAGGCUACGCCGGCGCCGCCGAGGGACGGCGCCAAGAAGCCCGCGCCGACGGCUGACUACUCGCCGCUCCUCCUGUCCCCAUCGGUGUGGCAGAAGGCGCAGAACGGGAAGAAGAGGAAGGUCGACGGCCGUUGCGCCGGACGCGCUGGCGGCCUGCCGGCGUCGCCGAGGAUCAGCUGCAUGGGGCAGGUCAAGGGGGUGAGCAGGGGGUGCUCGAGCGCGCGCGGCCCGGCGUCGAGGGGUUCGGGGUACGGCGGCGGCGGCGGAGGCGGCAAGGUGGCGAGGCUCGUGCUCGGGCUGUUCGGGCGGCGGAGCCGGAGGACGUCGAGGGCGUGCUCCAAGGUCAGGGACGUGCCUCGUGGCUCGGCCUCGGCCUCGGCUUCCAGGAGUUCUCGUGGUGCUGGUGCCGGUGCGGCCGUGGCAGUGGGCAUCUUUGACCCGCCGCUGCCGGUGGUGAGGCGGCCAGUGACGGACGGCAACGCGCCAAGCCUUUGGGAGCGGCGGCGCGGUGGCAAGGCCCUGGAGGGUCUUCGGCUAACGUAGAAAAAUUUAUCGGUAACAAAAAUUUAUGGAAUGUUAGUGAUAAAUAGGUUUAUCUGAUUUAUUGAAAUUUUAUCGAUUUUGACAAAUUUUUAAAAAAACUGAAUUUAUCUAAAAAAUCACAUAGAUUAUAUCCAAACUAUUUGAUAUAAAAAAUAACACAUAAAUAAAUUAAGGUUUGAGGUGGUCUGUCAGACUAUAGUAUGCAUACCGAUAUUUUGUUACUCGCGUGUUAGAUCCGAGAAUCAAAGUCGUCUUAUCAAAAAUUUUAACCGAUAAGUAAAUUUAUCAGGCUCGUCGGAUUAUCGAAUUUAUCAAAUUUUUUCGACGACAAUUUUUUCAUAGCGUAGAGUGCUGCAGAGUUCAGCUGCGGUUGCUACAGGGGCACACCAAACAAAAGCUUUACACGACUAAGUAUAGUGACGAUAUGUUUCUAGAGCUCUAUUCAGGUUCUUGCGAGAUAAAACUGCUUACUGUAAAAAAUCGGUGAAAUCGCUGCGUUCCUGAUUGUACCUUAGCUAAUCUGUAAAUUCGUAUGUUGACCUGCUAUAAGAAGCAUGCCUGAAAGCUUCAUCGUUAUGUAUACGCAGUUAGUUCAUUUUGUA
This is a messenger RNA of Phragmites australis (common reed), 1295 nucleotides long. RefSeq lists its product as uncharacterized. Lineage: Eukaryota; Viridiplantae; Streptophyta; Magnoliopsida; Poales; Poaceae. The transcript has a single exon. The record is from RefSeq and is a predicted model, not a curated record. Bases 94 to 693 code for a protein of 199 amino acids.